Messenger RNA from Prunus armeniaca (apricot), 426 nucleotides. NCBI's taxonomy places the organism in Eukaryota, Viridiplantae, Streptophyta, Magnoliopsida, Rosales, Rosaceae. The record is from the annotation of a GenBank genome assembly.
AUGGCGCAGAAGAAAAAAAUACAAAAUUUUCUGACUUGGUAUCUGUCUUCUGUGGAAGGAAAUGAUGAAGUUGUCCUAUCAUGGAGUUUCUAUGGUCUUGCCAAUAACAAGUCGCAUUACAAUCAUUUUGAUGUGCUAGAUAAAGGAAGGACUGCAAAAGAGGAGGCAUCCAAACGUGAGAAGUAUAGCCGAUCGGCUUUAAAUACAAUAUUUUACCAUUAUAGCCGCAAGGCACGACUGUACAGCCGUUCGGCUAUACUCUUUACAUAUUAUUCUAACGAACACGAAGCUUGCACUCGCAGUGGACGGAACUUUCUCUCGCAGUCACUGCUUCGUCCUCCAGGUUCGGCGCCGAAAAAAGACCUAACCUGCCUAGGCGCCCGCCUAGCUACUACCAAGCCGCCUAGGGACCGCCUAGCCGCCUAG